Molecule: messenger RNA, 1893 nt
Organism: Lynx canadensis (Canada lynx)
Lineage: Eukaryota; Metazoa; Chordata; Mammalia; Carnivora; Felidae
Product: butyrophilin subfamily 1 member A1-like
Exons: 13
Coding region: 132-1319 (395 amino acids)
Biological process (GO): regulation of cytokine production; T cell receptor signaling pathway
Cellular component (GO): external side of plasma membrane
Molecular function (GO): signaling receptor binding
Source: RefSeq, a predicted model, not a curated record
UGUUUGGGAAUCAGAUUCACAUUGUUAUAGAAAUGGUGUGAAUAGAAGUGAACCAAACUUCAGAAUUGUGACCCAUGAUAGCUCAUGGGAGGAUAGAAGUCUGACCUUCCAGGACUGAGACCCCGACUGGGAUGCAGCCUUUCUGUGUGAGCAUCAGGACCCUUCUUCUCUCAGUUCUGCUUUCCCGGCCAGGUGAAGGGCAAUUCCAAGUCAUAGGACCAAGAGCACCAGUCGUUGCCUUUGUUGGGGAAGAGGUUGUGGUUUCCUGUCAUCUCAACCCAUCAAUAGAUGCUCAGAACAUGGAAGUGAGAUGGUACCGAAAUGAUCCUUCUGGCCUGGUGCAUUAUUAUGGGACUUCCCAAGAUCAUAUGGACCAGCAAAUGCCAGAGUACCAAGGGAGGACCAAGUUCCUGAAGGAGAACAUUACCAAAGGGCUUGUUGCCCUAAGGAUCCAUCACAUCAGACCUUCAGAUGAAGGGGAGUAUGUGUGUUUCUUUGAAAGCUCUACAUUCUACAAUAAAGCACAGUUCAAAGUGUUGGUCACAGUCUCAGGUACAGCUCCUCAUAUUCACAUUGAGCCUGGCAAUAGGAUGGACAUGAAGAUGACCUGCACAUCCACGGGGUGGUAUCCAGAGCCUGAGGUACAAUGGAGGGAACUUCAAGGACCGCACUUGGCACCAGCCUUUGAGACAAAGAAAAUAGAAGAAAAUGGACUGUUUCAUGUGGAAUCAUCUAUCACAGUUGAUAAAAAUUCAAGAGCAGAUGUGUCCUGUGUUAUAAGGAACCUAAUACUCAGUGUGGAGAAGGAGGUGCAUGUCUCCGUAGCAGAUACCUUGUUUCCUGAGGACUGUCCUUGGGCAGUGGGGUUUGCAGUUUUCCUGUCUCUCCUGGCCUUUGGUGCAACAAUCAGUGUUCUAUUUGUGUGUACCCGAAAAGCCAAAGGUUCACUCAAGAAGAAGCAUGGUAAACUCCGGAAAGAAUAUGAGCUCUUACGUGAACAGAAAGGGAACAUAGAAAAAAAGAACGGAAAGCUUCAUGAAGAACUUGAAAGGAUAAAAUUCUUGGGAGAAGAAGGGUUGAAAUAUGCUCGACGCUAUGCAGAAAAUGUUACCCUGGAUCCAGACACAGCUAACCCAUAUCUCCAAAUUACUGAUGACAACAAAAGUGUGAAAGGAGGUGAUACCUUUCAGGAACUACCCAAAAGAAGACAGCGAUUUGAUAACCUGGUCUGUGUAUUAGGUCAGCAAAUUUUUUCCAAAGUUCCUAAUAUAUCUUUUGUUAAUGGACAAGAAUUGUUUGAGUUAAACUACAUGAUGUAGAACUUACUUGAUGACUAGUCAAGGCCGCAGAACUAAAUACAAAACCCAAAAGAAGCAUCUACUUGUGCAAGUGAUGAAGGAAAGUUAAUUCCCAGUUGACCCUCAUGGGUAUGGUCUCUCUUUCAUUCAUGUUUUGAGAUGGAAGAAGACAUGGACUCUGCUCCACAUCAUCAGGAAAUUGGCUGGAGCCCAUACCUUAUUGACUUUGCCCAAACCUAGAGGAGUAUGAUGGCUUUGACAAGGGAGUUCUAAACCCAGACUAUGUAAUAUUCACUACAAAAAAAAAAAAAUCUUCAAGUGAAUAUGUCUUCCAACUACUAAUUUCUUUACUUUUUUACCUCCAUUCUUUUUUGAAGUUUAAAUGUACACAAUCUCCAACUUAAUUUAAUAUAAUUGUAUCAUUUAUUCAUCUACUUAACAAAUGCUUAUUAGGUACUGUAUAUACGUUAUGUAGGUAUCCAUAAUCUAAAACACCUUAGAUUGAUUAUCUGUAACUGUAACUGUGUAUCUGGUACUGCUAAUAAACAGGUAAACACUGAUAAAUUGUUACUAAUUUAAAAUGUUGUGUGGGAAA